AUGGAAUUUCCUAAAGGCAGUAAUAAUUCAGUGGUAAUUGAGUUUGUUCUAACUGGCUUUUCUGAUAGACCUGACCUGAAGAUUUUUUUAUUUAUGAUUUUUCUUCUUGUUUAUUUAACUUCUAUUUUGGGAAAUGCCGGGAUAAUACUUAUUGUAUUUAACAAUACCCUUUUUCAUACGCCGAUGUACUUUUUCAUUAGCAACCUCUCCUUCAUAGACCUCAUAUACUCAUCAGAUAUUGCUCCAAAGAUGCUGGCUGGCCUACUUUGUAGGCAAAUAACAAUCUCCUACAUUGGCUGUGCAAUGCAGCUUUUCUUUUUCUGCGCUCUUGGAAGUACUGAAUGCAUCCUAUUUGCUGUUAUGGCUUUUGACCGAUAUGUGGCAAUCUGUAACCCAUUAAGCUAUAACUUGGUAAUGCAGCAGAAGAUGUGUCUGCAGCUGGUGUGUGAAGCUUUUACAGCCGGUCUCCUGCAUUCUCUGAUUGAGACUUGUCUCACCUUUCGUCUGUCCUUUUGUGUCUCUAAUAUUCUUCAUCACUUUGCUUGUGAUUUCCCUCCAUUGUUAAGCAUAUCUUGCAGUGACACUUCCGUUAAUGAGAUUGUUAUGUUUAUUUUGUCCUCUUUGCUCACCAUGCCUUCUCUUGUGGUCAUUCUUGGGUCAUAUAUUUCUAUUUUGUUGGCUAUUUUAAAAAUAACUGGAACAGAAGGAAGAAAAAAAGCUUUUUCAACUUGUGCCUCACAUAUUACAGCCGUGACUUUACUAUACACCACUGUCCUUUAUGUUUAUCUCAGUCCGAAAUCCUCAGCUUCUAGAGAUAAUGUAAAUAUAGCUACUGUAUUUUAUACAGUGGUACUGCCCAUGCUUAACCCAAUCAUUUAUAGCAUGAGGAACCAAGAUAUAAAAAAUGUGCUAAAAGCAACAUUAUUAGGGAAAUUAGGUUGCAAUAUAUUAUGUAGGGCAUAA
Nanorana parkeri is the source of this 963-nucleotide messenger RNA. Its product is annotated as olfactory receptor 1019-like. The coding region runs from base 1 to 963 and encodes 320 amino acids. Gene Ontology annotation, molecular function: odorant binding; G protein-coupled receptor activity; olfactory receptor activity. The transcript has a single exon. NCBI's taxonomy places the organism in Eukaryota, Metazoa, Chordata, Amphibia, Anura, Dicroglossidae. The record is from RefSeq and is a predicted model, not a curated record. Gene Ontology annotation, cellular component: membrane. Gene Ontology annotation, biological process: G protein-coupled receptor signaling pathway; sensory perception of smell.